GCAAAUCCUCCACCAAAAUACACAAACCUCAAGCAGUGGAAAUGCAAGUCACUACUGGUACAGUCGGCAUAGUAAUCCGAGCUUCAAGAAUGGAUGAAAGCAAUUCCGUUGAAUAGCGUAGGUUAAGUAAUCUGUAUUUUCUCUCUCCAUGCAUCUCAAUUCUACUUCGUGCUCACUACCAUACAAACAAAUACACAACUCCAAACCAUCAAUUGAAACCUCAAAUCAAAUCUCAAACCAAAUACCACCACAAUGGCCGUCAAAAAGAUACUCCUCCUCAACGGUCCAAAUCUCAAUCUUCUCGGAACCCGUGAACCCCACAUCUAUGGUUAUGACACCCUCGCCUCCAUCGAAUCCUCACUCACCACCUAUCUCUCCUCUCUAACACCCUCCGUCACACUUCUAUCCUUCCAAACUAAUUGGGAAGGUGCGCUCAUCGAUCGUAUCCACGAAGCACGUACUGAUGGCACCGAUGCUAUUGUUAUAAAUCCUGGUGCCUUCACACACUAUAGCAUAGCGCUGCGAGAUGCGUUGACUGGUGUUGAUAUUCCAUUUGUGGAGGUGCAUAUUAGUAAUGUGCAUAAGAGGGAGGAAUUUCGUCACAAGAGUUUUUUGAGUGAUAAGGCGGAAGCUGUUAUUUGUGGAUUGGGCGUCUAUGGGUACAGAGCAGCGGUGGAAUGGUGUGUAGGGUAUUUGAAGGAGAAGCCAAAAGCGUGAGGGGAGGGACGAUUAAAAUGUGAUGCAGAAAAGCAUCGGAUCAAGUGUAUAUCUAGAUAUGUGGAACUUCAAAUAAGAAAUAUUAAACAGCAGUAUAUUUAAUUGAUGGCAAUUGGGUGAAUGAACUUCA
Botrytis cinerea B05.10 is the source of this 847-nucleotide messenger RNA. RefSeq lists its product as hypothetical. Bases 253 to 717 code for a protein of 154 amino acids. The transcript has a single exon. Gene Ontology annotation, molecular function: 3-dehydroquinate dehydratase activity. NCBI's taxonomy places the organism in Eukaryota, Fungi, Ascomycota, Leotiomycetes, Helotiales, Sclerotiniaceae. Gene Ontology annotation, biological process: quinate catabolic process. The record is from RefSeq and is a predicted model, not a curated record.